AAGAUGGAGAGAUGUCAAAAGAUGACGCUUUUCUGUAAUGCGUUUUUCAUUUUCUCGGUAUUUCAUCAGCGCUGUACAUAGACGGCAGCAUAAAAUCUUAGAAGACGUCGAAAAGGUCACGUUGCGUAAAAAAUUCCUUAAAUUUUCUUUAGAUUCGUUACCUUACACGAAAAAAUUGUUUUUAUCCAAAUGUUAUUGAUCCCAAUUACGCGAAAGUGCACCAGCUGCAAUCAAUAGUUUCCCUCUUCCAGAAGAGGGAAAUAAACACGAUAAGCAUCUGGAACGGAUAAGCAAACAAUGGAACACAGUUAUUCGCGAGACGUUCGUCCAAUGGAAAGCAGCCAGACGGCCUCGACAAGGACACUGAUGGUGCACAGGCCACCGCAGUGUCCAUCUUGCCACACUCACUCGCACGAUGAACGCAUUGAUCUUGAGGAAUCGUAUAACCCGCCGAUUCCAUCAUACAAUGAGGAAAACGCCAAGGUUGCGAUGCUGGAAAGCGAAAAUAUAACCAAACUGGUUCGCAAUCUCAAUUCGGAGGAUGUUGAUUGGGAGGAUAAAAUUAACAAACUCGGGUGGUCAGUUCAACAGAUUCGUUUGUUCAGCAAAGUUACCAAAUUACUGGAUAUGGACCGACUAGCAAGAUUGACCAUAGCAGACAAACAGCACGAGCCGGUGCACCGGCGCAUGGUUAUCGAUAAAUCUGUCGGUCGUCUACGUCAAGCUUUGGCAGGUGUUUCUUGGGAUCCCCGUCUUACACAGUGGCUUCAUGGAUUGCUAAUGGAAAGCCUUCCUCCAAGCUACCUAUCCGCUUAUGUCGAUAUUCUUCAAACGCUGAAAUCUAAGUUGCCCAAUUUGGUCGAUAAGAUGGUGUUUGGAAGGCCUUUGAAUAUUAACCAGGAGUUAUUGGGACCAGUUCUUAAAAAGCCAUGGGAACCAAUUGUGGCUCACAAGAACAGGAAGCUUCCAGGACAACCGUUUAUUGUGGUUGUUCCCUCGGGACCAAAUAUGACGUCACCGAGCACACGGUUGCAAAAGUGGUAUUCCUUGUUUUCCACUAUGGCAUCCGUUAUACCUAUAACGAUGCCACCACAGGGAGCGGCUCUUGCAAAACAUACGGUCCAGAACGUUUCUGAACAAAUGGUUGCGGUAACACGAACCAAGAUACAGGAUGUCCGCCAGGAAGCUCCAAACCGGCCCAUCAUUUUGGUGGGCUUUAACGCUGGAGCCGCAUUGGCUAUCCAAAUCGGCUUAGUGGAGACGGUCAGCUGCAUUGUUUGCUUGGGUUUCGCUUACAACACUGUUAACGGUCCCAGAGGCGCUCCUGAUGAUCACAUCACGGACAUUACGGCACCCGUGCUGUUCGUGAUUGGACAGGUAUCUGCUAGGACCAGUCAAGAGGAAAUCGAAUUUCUACGUGAAAAGAUGAUUGCACAGACAUCUCUGGUAGUAGUUGGAUCAGCCGACGAUUGCUUGCGCGUAUGUAAGUCGAAGCGCAAAAUCGAAGGAGUGACGCAAUCAAUGGUGGACAAUAUGGUAAUGGACGAGGUAGCUGAGUUUGCAACAAACAGCUUGUUGGAUCCCCCUCGCCCGAAGCAAACCAUUAAAGACCCUAAUGGGCAAAAAACCAACGUGCUUUUGUCAAACAAUAGCACGAAUUUGGCAGCUACCGGAGGGCCUGCUGUUGCUCCUCCACCGCAGCCACUUUCCCAUGAUGUAGCCAACAGCGGAACGCCAGCGUUCACUCGUAAGCGAAGAAUGAGCCAAUCAACGGAGCAAGCAGAUCCGUCGAAAACUGCACGAGUCAGUAGGCAACAAACGAGAAAACCUACUAAGCCAACAAAACCGACACGUGCGGAAAAGUUAUUGCUACAACAAAACCAGCAAGCCAUUGACGCGGCUGUUCAAAGUAUUCUUCCCGACACGGAUAAGACAAAGGAAUUGAAUGCGAAGAGGACUCCACCGCCGCUAACCAGUUAUCAAAUUUCAACGAACAGUGGUAAUAAUUUGGAGAUUCGCAGCACUACAACGCCGCAAAUGGUAUCUGGCAUAGCUAGUUCUCCGAUUGUACUACCAAUGAUUAAACGAGAAGGUUCGACCCAGCAAACGCCUCCGUCGCCUGCAACAUCCACCAACAUCAAAGUAAUUCCAGCGAACCAAUUCAUUCAACUCAAACCGUCUGGAUCUACACAAAAGUUUUUCACGCUGAAAUCUUCACCAAAACCAGUCGUGUCUGUCAUCCCCAAGCCACCAGGAGCAACUCAAAGUCCGUUGGCGACGACGCCAACAACACAAAUAUCGCCACAACAACAGUCUUUCAGUCCAACCAAAUUUACUAUAGUGCGCAGCACUGCAGGCGUUUCCGGGACACCUACAUCCACCACGAAUUCCUUCUUCAAGACCACGAAGUCUCCUCCCACUCCAGAUCUAUCCAACACGAAUAUCUUUGAUAUACCUAUUGUAUUUGCUGACAAUGAAGGAAACAUUCAGGAUGGUUCUCCACAAAAGUCUGUGGAGAUGUCUAGAGCUCCGCCAAACAUCGUAACUAUAUCACCUGCAAUAACCAGUAACCCUGUGUUCAAAACUGAACCUCUUAAUCGAGUAAUCACACUCCAGCCGUCAAUGAAACCGAACAAAGUUGUUGUCAUCAACAAGAACAACAUAAAGCAAGUACCAGCUAACAUUCUUUCGACGGUCACCGCUGCUAAACCAGCGAACUCAACACCAACCGGAGUCAAAUAUGCCAAAGUGGUUCUUUCGAACCCUCUGACCAAAAGAGUAUCUCCAGCAAUUUCCACAGCCGUUCCGAAGAAUAUCUCUCAGAUUAUAUCCGGUGGAAAGGUGGAAAUUUUGAAUAGUACCGUCGUUAAAUCAGGCGGUGUCCCUUCAACUUCAGGACUUCAACAUCAGCAAAAGUUCCAACCUAUAAUUAUCAACGUAGACCCCAACAAAACAACCACAAUGAAAAACUUUGUUCGCGUAGGAGAAACGCAAAUUCGUCCCAUCGGCACAAGUGCUCCUGUUUCGACGAUACCGGCGUCGCCGACAACGGUGACGAUUCGAGGUACAACCAGCACUGGUUCGCAUCUAGCCCCGGGGGCCCCGGGUACGAACACCAUUCUCAUUAAGACCAACUCGCUGUCCCAGUUGACCAGCAGGAAACCGGCGAUUCUAAAUCGUAACAUAACCGUACGGAAAGUUAAUAUUGUACCGCAGCAACAUCUAAGCUCGGUAGCGCCCGGGGUACUGACUUCAACCACGACGAUCGGCAAUUUGCAGCUGCAGCAAUACCAGAAACCUAAAGCGCCAUAGAUUAUCGAAUCGUUUGUUUUAAACUCAUAUUUAGUUCUUACAAUAAAUACCUAUGAACGGUAGCCGGUAAGUACA
Molecule: messenger RNA, 3387 nt
Organism: Topomyia yanbarensis
Lineage: Eukaryota; Metazoa; Arthropoda; Insecta; Diptera; Culicidae
Gene: Rcd1
Product: KAT8 regulatory NSL complex subunit 3
Exons: 5
Coding region: 298-3312 (1004 amino acids)
Biological process (GO): positive regulation of transcription by RNA polymerase II
Cellular component (GO): NSL complex
Source: RefSeq, a predicted model, not a curated record